This is a messenger RNA of Schistosoma turkestanicum, 1248 nucleotides long. The record is from the annotation of a GenBank genome assembly. Lineage: Eukaryota; Metazoa; Platyhelminthes; Trematoda; Strigeidida; Schistosomatidae.
AUGUGUCACUUAUGUUAUUCAAUGCACCCAUUCCGCGAGCUUCAGUCUGUAACACAAAACGGCUACUCAAACCACUUAAUUCAUACUUCGGUUCCUGAGUCACCUGCCAAUUCUCACUUCGGGAAGUAUAACUACCGACCUAAUAUGACAGUAACAACCGAUAGCUAUACUCCUGGAGGUACGUACAACACUCAUGCACAUGCUACGCAUAAUCAUGUCCACCAUGGGAUACUGCAUCACGUCCAUUCAAACCCCACCAAUGUUACAGCUCUCACUGUUUCACAGGAGAGCAGUCAAGUUCGCGUCUGGGAUAUUUGGGCUCACAAUUUUCAUGAGGGCAUGCGCCUUGUCCGCAGACUCGUACGAGAUUGUCAGUAUGUUGCAGUAGACACAGAGUUUCCAGGUGUUGUUGCAAAGGUAUUUGGUGAAUAUGCCAAUAGUUUUGAACAAGCAUACCACAACAUUAAAGUUAAUAUUGACAUGCUUAAACCAAUACAGAUUGGAUUCAGUUUUUUCGAUGAAAGUGGUCAGACAGUCGAUUCGGUCUCAACAGUGCAGUUUAACAUCAAGUGGAAUGUUGACAAUGAAAUGCAUGCGGCUGAUUCUAUUCAACUAUUAGAAGUUUCUGGAAUAGAUUUCGAUAAGUUAAAAAGAACAGGCGUCGAACUUAGUGACUUUGCAGAAGCGUUUCUUACCAGUGGUCUUCCACUGAAUGAAAAGAUUACGUGGAUAGGCUUUCACAGUGCCUACGACUUUGCGUAUUUGAUGAAAAUUUGCACAGAUUGGAUGAGAAUGCCGGACAACUUCUUGGAAUUCCAAAAGCUGUUAUUGAUUUUCUUCCCCAAGAUAGUUGACCUAAAGUCAAUGAUGAGUGAACACAAGUUUCCGAAAAGUGGUUUACAAGAGUUGGCAGACCUGAUGCGAGUGCCACGUAUCGGUUUGCAGCAUCAGGCUGGAAGUGACGCUAUGCUUACAGGUGAAACCUUUUUUAGAUUCCUGGAGGAGCAUAGUGGUGGAAAAAUUGAUCAGCGGGUUCUUAAUCUUGUCUACGGAUUGAAUUAUUGUCCGAAUGGUGUGUCUAAUACCUGGAUGCAAAUGAACGGUUCAAGUCCUCAACCUGAUUCCGAAUCUUCUGCAGGUCAUAAUGUCUCAUAUGCUUCGUCGAUCUUUCGUAACAAUGUUCACAGUGCCGAUCAUUCUGGUCGUACGUCUCCCGCUGAUUCGACAGGUGGUCACAAAAGUAGCUAA